Thamnophis elegans (Western terrestrial garter snake) is the source of this 1827-nucleotide messenger RNA. RefSeq names its product ankyrin repeat and SOCS box containing 14 (gene ASB14). Gene Ontology annotation, molecular function: protein binding. The transcript has 10 exons. Bases 1 to 1827 code for a protein of 608 amino acids. The record is from RefSeq and is a predicted model, not a curated record. Gene Ontology annotation, cellular component: cytoplasm. Gene Ontology annotation, biological process: intracellular signal transduction. NCBI's taxonomy places the organism in Eukaryota, Metazoa, Chordata, Lepidosauria, Squamata, Natricidae.
AUGGCUGCUAGUACCAGAGAUAUAUGUGAUUUUAACCUGUACGAUACUACAAAAAUGCAUGAUGAGGAAGCCGAGGAUGACAUCUCUAUGCAGCUUGUCAUUCAGCAAAGCCUGCAUGACAUACCCGGGAGCAAGACGGUGACUAUUGCAAAGAGUGACAGCUUUUGUUUCACAACAACUCCAGAUUACAGAAAGAUCAUCACUGCCAUUCGGACAGUUAAAUCUUUCAUACUCAUAACAGGUGAAGAAGAGUCUUUACUUCAGUUGAUGAGGAAUGGACCUGCUUUUCAGGAAGUAGACGCUCAAGGUUGGCUUCCUCUUCAUGAAGCAGCAGUACAACCAAACAAGACUAUUCUAGAAAUUACUUUGAAAGCCUCACACCCUACUGUCUGGCAACGGACCAACCUGAAAGGAGAAACUCCUCUGUUUCUAGCUGUGGACAAAUGCCUUGUGGAAAAUGUCAAUGUCCUGCUAAUCAAUGGGUUUGAUCCUGAUACUAAGAAUGAAGAAGAAGAUUCUGCUUUAAUUAUUGCAAUUAAACAUGAAUCGUAUGAAAUUGCUUCCUUAUUGAUACAAUUUGGUGCCAAUGCCAAUCUACAGUGUAUCAACAAAAGGACAGCUUUACAUGAGGCAGCCAGAUUAGGCUUGAAAGAUAUGGUGGAAUUAUUGCUUUGGUCGAAAGCAGAUCCAGAUCCACGAAGUUCAUAUGGGCUCACCCCUCUAGCAUUGGCAGCACAGAAUGGGCAUACAGAAAUUCUGGAACUCCUACUGCGCAAAGGUGCCAACAUCCUUUCCCAAGCAUCAGAUUCUGCAUCUAUAUUAUUUGAGGCUGCUGGAGGAGGAAACCCAGAUUCCAUCUCUCUCCUACUAGAAUAUGGAGCUGAUGCCAAUGUACCAAAGCAAUCCGGUCAUCUUCCUAUCCAUAGAGCUGCUUAUAGAGGUCAUUUCUUGGCUUUACAGAUUUUGAUCCCAGUCACGGAUAUCAGUGCCAUAAAGGAGAGUGGAAUCAGCCCACUUCACUCGGCGGCAGCAGGAGGACAUUCUCAGUGUCUUGAAUUUCUACUCAAAUCUGGGUUUGAGGCUAAUUUUAUGUUGCAUCGAAGAAUUCAGAAAAACUACGAUGAUGAGAGAAGGUCAGCCCUGUAUUUUGCAGUCUCUAAUGGGGAUAUUAAGUCCGCUCAUUUGCUCCUGGAUGCCGGAGCCCUACCAAAUCAAGACCCCGUUAAUUGCCUCCAAGUGGCCUUGAGAAUGGGUAACUAUGAACUCAUCAGUCUCCUGCUUCGCCAUGGAGCCAACGUGAAUUACUUUUGUAGAGUCAAUACCACCCAUUUUCCAUCGGCCUUACAGUACACACUGAAAGAUGAAGUCCUGUUAAGGAUGUUGCUGAAUUAUGGAUACAAUGUUUCCAGCUGUUUUGAUUGUCCUCAUGGAGACAGCAAGCAUUCCAAGUACUUAUUUGAAGGGUGGACCUCAACUGUUAUCAAAGACACAAUGUUCUGUGAAGUGAUUACACUGUCAUGGUUAAAGCACCUGUCCGGGAAGGUGGUGCGAGUGAUGCUAGACUAUGUAGAUCAUAUUAGAAUAUGCUCUAAACUUCAAGAUACUCUUCGAGAACAAAAACUGUGGCCAGAAAUCAAUGCAAUUUUGUCAAACACACGUUCUUUGCAACAUCUUUGCCGUCUGAGAAUCCGGAAAUGCUUAGGACGUUUACGUCUGCGCUGUCCUGUCUUCCUGACAUUUCUGCCAUUACCAAACCGCUUGAAAGAAUAUAUCCUCUAUAAGGAGUAUGACCUCUAUGGACAAGGACAUCUAAAAGGAAUCUACUAA